Leptidea sinapis is the source of this 1557-nucleotide messenger RNA. Its product is annotated as sorting nexin-4-like. NCBI's taxonomy places the organism in Eukaryota, Metazoa, Arthropoda, Insecta, Lepidoptera, Pieridae. The record is from RefSeq and is a predicted model, not a curated record. The coding region runs from base 124 to 1383 and encodes 419 amino acids. Gene Ontology annotation, molecular function: phosphatidylinositol binding. Gene Ontology annotation, biological process: protein transport. The transcript is spliced from 10 exons.
GCCUACCUGUAUAGCGUAUACUUGUUAUUUUAUUGUAAUUUGUUAAUUAUUUAUUAUAUUCAAUUUAAAUAAUAUAAAAAUAAAAAAUUACAGUAUAUAACAGGUACUUGAACACUUAAUAAAAUGACUGAAGAAAACUCUCCGAUCAGAAAGUUACAAUCUACAAAGGAAAUUAAAAGUGUUGAUGAAUUUCAAAGUCAGGAUACAUUGAUAAAACAUGUGGAUAUAACAAUAGUGGAAUCGGAGAAAAGAGCAAAUGGAACACUGCACAUGAGGGAUCAUUACACUGUCUAUCUUAUUGAUGUAAAAGUAACUGAUCCAGACUUUAGGUUAGUGCAAACAAAAAUCAGCAGUAUUUGGAGAAGGUACACAGAAUUUGAACAAAUUCAUGAUUACCUACAAGUGACUUAUUCACAUGUUGUUAUACCUCCAUUACCAGAAAAGAGGAUUUUAUAUGGGUGGAGGAAGUGUGACACUACAGAUCCAGAGUUUAUUGAGCGGCGCAGAGCUGGACUCGAGAACUUCUUGUUGAGGGUUGCUUCACAUCCGCGAUUGUGCUUUGAUGAUCAGUUCGUGAGUUUCCUGCAACAGGAGCAUGGUUGGAGAGAGACCAUUACAGACAGUGGCUACCUCCUUCAAGCGGAAAAUAAAUUGAAAUCAUUGUCUGUAUCAAUAAGACUGAAGAAACCAGACCCUGAGAUCGAGAGUGUUAAAAAUUAUGGGAAACAAUUGGAGUCAAAUUUAGGAAACUUUUUAUAUACCAGAUCGAAAAUAAUAGAAAAGAAUUAUGCAUUGUGCAAACUACACGCGAACUAUGGCAAGCUGUUUAGCGAGUGGAGUGUCAUUGAGAAGGAGCUGGGGGAUGGAUUACAAAAGGCAGGACAUUAUUUUGAUUCAAUAGCAGACUCGAUAGACUCCAUAGCGGAAGACGAGGAACAGCUUGCAGACCAGUUGAAAGAAUACCUGUUCUAUGCGGCAGCUGUUCAACACUUGUGUGCCAACCACGAGACUUUGCAGCGAGCUCUCGAGAAUGCCAACGACGCGCUAAGUAACAGAAUAGCAGAACGUAACCGGGCUGCGGCCGGGAAAUCCGGGAUAAUGUCCCGGCUCUUUGGGACCACGGAGCCGGACAUCGUGCGCGACCAGAGCACGCGCGCGCUCGACACCAAGAUACUGGCAGACCGGCUGGCGAUAGAACGCGCCAGGGAAGACUUGGAAGAGUUCGCCAAGAAAGCGUCGGUGGAGAUAGAAUAUUUCCAAAAGCAGAAGGACAAAGAUUUACACGAGUCUCUCGUAAGCCUUAUUGCGUUACAAGUCAAAGCAGCUAAGAAGAAUUUACAAGCAUGGACCCAAAUAAAGGAAUGCCUUCAGAAUAUGCCUUAAAUAGCUGUCACAUGGAUUUGAUCUCACUAAAUUAUUUUAAUUGUUUAUUAUUAAUUCGUCGUAAGAAAAUUAACUAUUCCAAUUAUUUAUUCCAAAUAUAAUAGCUGUUAAGAAUUGUCUUGGAUUUGCACGAUUUCAUAAAAGAAAUGUUAAAUAAAUCUAUUUUUAUUGCAA